AUGGGUUGGGGCGGGUUGCUGGUCUUUGCACGGCGGCUCAGCUCCCUGGAGGUGGAGGUGGUGCGUCAGUGGCUCCGGGUGGCGGCUCCGGACGAUGAUGACAAGUGCGCUCACCCGCGUCGCCUGCGCGCUCGUCAUCCUCGGCGGCUGCAUGGCGAGACGGACCGGACGACGACGGCGGUCAAGCGGGAGGCGACGGACAUGGACUCGUCGCAGCAGCAGCAGGGAGCGGAGGCGUCGCGGCGGACGCAGCUGCAGGAGUCGGCGGAGACGCGCGCAGCCGCGGCGCCGCUGCCGUGCCCGCGGUGCCGGAGCCGGGAGACCAAGUUCUGCUACUGGACGGCCGGUGGCGCGCUCCGCAACGUGCCCAUCGGCGUCGGCCGCUGCAAGAACCACCCGCUCGGCCCCAUCGCCACCGUCGUCGGCCACCACCACCACCACCACCGCGCCGCCGCCGGCUUCGUCCUCGGCUUCCCCAGCCCCUCCUCCUCCCCCACCUCCCCACCGCCCAUGUACGCCGACCGGUGGCAGCUCGGGCCGGAUGGCCGGUUCUGA
Messenger RNA from Triticum aestivum (bread wheat), 555 nucleotides. RefSeq names its product dof zinc finger protein 5-like. The transcript has 2 exons. Gene Ontology annotation, biological process: regulation of DNA-templated transcription. Bases 1 to 555 code for a protein of 184 amino acids. NCBI's taxonomy places the organism in Eukaryota, Viridiplantae, Streptophyta, Magnoliopsida, Poales, Poaceae. The record is from RefSeq and is a predicted model, not a curated record. Gene Ontology annotation, molecular function: DNA-binding transcription factor activity; DNA binding.